AUGUCUACCUCAUCAAAGCUUAACUGGCUCGUCAACUUGGACGUGCAAGAGCCACGCGGAAAGAAGAACUUCCGUAGAUCUUCGAUCAUCUGCACUAUUGGUCCUAAGACCAGUACUGUUGAGAACUUGGUGAAGUUGAGAAAGGCUGGUAUGAACAUUGCCAGAAUGAACUUCUCUCACGGUUCAUAUGAGUUCCACCAGGGUGUCAUCAACAACUGCAGAAAGUCCGAGGAGAUUUACGCAGGCAGACCAUUGGCUUUGGCUUUGGAUACCAAGGGACCAGAGAUCAGAACUGGUUUGACCAUUGGCGGUAAGGACUACCCAUACAAGGCUGGUGAAACUUUGACUUUCACCACCGAUGACAAGUACGCUGAGAAGUGUGACAGCAAGCUUGUGUACGUUGACUACAAGAACUUGACCAAGGUCAUAAAGGUUGGAAAGAUCAUCUUCGUUGAUGAUGGUAUCCAGUCGUUCGAGGUUGAGGAGAUCGUUGACGACAAGACCUUGAAGGUUAAGUCAUUGAACAGCGGUAACGUCUCUUCCAAGAAGGGUGUCAAUCUUCCAAACACCCCAGUCGACCUCCCAGCUCUUUCCGAGAAGGAUGAGGCUGACUUGAGAUUCGGUGUCAAGAACCAUGUUGACAUGGUCUUCGCUUCUUUCAUCAGAACUGCCGACGAUGUUAGACACAUCCGUCGUGUCCUCGGUGAAGAGGGUAAGGACAUCAAGAUCAUCUGCAAGAUCGAGUCCCAGCAGGGUGUCGACAACUUCGAUGACAUUUUGAAGGUCACCGAUGGUAUCAUGGUUGCCCGUGGUGACCUUGGUAUCGAGAUUCCAGCCCCAGAGGUGUUUGCUGUCCAGAAGCAGUUGAUCGCCAAGUGCAACUUGGUCGGUAAGCCAGUUGCCUGUGCCACCCAGAUGUUGGAGUCCAUGACGUAUAACCCACGUCCAACCAGAGCUGAGGUUUCCGAUGUUGGUAACGCCAUUUUGGACGGUGCUGACUGUGUCAUGCUUUCCGGUGAGACUGCCAAGGGUAACUACCCAUGUGAGGCUGUUACUAUGAUGUCUCAGACCGCUCUUCUUGCCGAGCACUGCUUCCCAUACGUCUCUCACUUCAACGAGAUCAGAGAGUUGACCGCCAAGCCUGUCGACACCACCGAGACCAUCGCUUUGUCUGCUGUUGCCGCUGUUGUUGAGCAGUCCGUUAAGGCCGUCGUUGUUCUUUCUACAACCGGUGCUACUGCAAGAUUGACCUCCAAGUACAGACCAAACUGCCCAAUUCUCUGUGUCACCAGAAACCAGCACACCGCUCGUGUGUGCCAUCUUUACAGAGGUGUGUAUCCAUUUGUCUACACUGCUGAGAGAGCUGCUGACUGGAACGAGGACAUUGAGGCCAGAAUUCAGUUCGCUAUCAAGAACGGUGUUGAGAUGGGUCUUUUGAACAAGGGCGACCAGAUCGCUGUCGUCCAGGGCCACGCCAAGGGUCUUGGUCACUCUAACACCAUGAGAAUCUUGUCUGCUUAA
Molecule: messenger RNA, 1521 nt
Organism: Brettanomyces bruxellensis
Lineage: Eukaryota; Fungi; Ascomycota; Pichiomycetes; Pichiales; Pichiaceae
Gene: PYK1
Product: Pyruvate kinase
Exons: 1
Coding region: 1-1521 (506 amino acids)
Biological process (GO): glycolytic process
Cellular component (GO): cytoplasm
Molecular function (GO): magnesium ion binding; pyruvate kinase activity; potassium ion binding
Source: RefSeq, a predicted model, not a curated record